CCGCCCCGGCAGCGGAAGCGCAGGGAGGCGGCGGGGCCAUGGCGGCCGAGGCGGCGGAGCGGCACCUGCGGCUGCUGCGGGACGAGCGGGAGGCCGAGCUCGCCCAGAGCAGGGCCUGGCAGGAGAGCGUCUCUCUGAAGGAGCUGCAGCGCAGAGGUGUCUGCUUGCUCAGACUCCGAGCUGCCAGCCAGAGAACUGGCCUCUACGGGCGGCUGCUGGUCACCUUCCAGCCUAGGAGCCAUGAGGCCAGCGCCGAGCUGCCCUGCAACAGCCUUGGGCCUGGGGACAUUGUGGGGCUGUACGAGUCAGCUGGCCAGGGCGAGCCACUUUCCACAGGCAUCGUGACCCGUGUCACCCCCAAAGCUGUGACUGUUGCCUUCGAGGAGUCCCACCAGGGCCUGCCGAGCCUGGAGCAGGACAGCUCCUACCGCCUGCUGAAGCUGGCUAACGACGUCACCUACAACAGGCUGAAAAGAGCUUUGCAGGCACUGAAUCAGUACCGUGGUGGGCCAGCCUCAGACCUGAUCGACGUCCUCUUCUUCUCUUCUGAGCCAAGGGCAUUCAGUGAGACAAAGCCUCCAGAGUUUUACAACGAGUCGCUGGAUGCAUCACAGAAGGAAGCUGUCUCCUUCUCACUGGCUCAGAGGGAGCUUGCCAUCAUCCAUGGACCACCUGGCACAGGGAAGACCACCACACUAGUAGAGAUCAUCCUGCAAGCUGUGCAGCAAGGCCUAAAAGUGCUGUGCUGUGCCCCCUCCAACGUGGCUGUGGAUAACCUGGUGGAGAGGCUGGCUGGCUGCAGCGUCCGCAUCCUGCGGCUCGGCCACCCUGCUCGCCUGCUGGAGCCCAUCCAGAAGCACUCCCUGGAUGCAGUCCUGGCCCGUGGGGACAGUGCCCAGAUAGUGGCAGAUAUCAGAAAGGACAUCGACCAGGCCCUUGCAAAGAGCAAAAAGGCUCAAGACAAGGGGGAGCGGAGCCACUUCCUCGGUGAGAUGAAGGUGCUGAGAAAGGAGCUGAAGGAAAGGGAGGAAACUGCCAUGGCUGCAGCCCUCACCCAGGCCAGCGUCAUCCUUGCUACCAAUACAGGUGCUUCCUCUGAUGGCCCAUUGAAGCUGAUUCCUGAGAAUCACUUUGAUCUGGUGGUGAUAGAUGAGUGUGCUCAGGCCCUGGAAGCCAGCUGCUGGAUCCCACUGCUGAAGGCUCCCAAGUGCAUCCUGGCUGGGGAUCACAAACAGCUGCCCCCCACCAUCAUCUCUCACAAGGCUGCUGCCGAGGGCCUGUCGCUCAGCCUGCUGGAGCGGCUGGCGGAGCGCUACGGGCGGCAGGCGGUGCGGAUGCUGCGGGUGCAGUACCGCAUGCACCAGGCCAUCAUGCACUGGGCCUCCAGCGAGAUGUACGGCGGACAGCUCACCGCUCACCCCUCGGUAGCGCAGCACCUCCUCAGGGACCUGCCGGGCGUCACCUCAACAGAGGAGACCAACAUUCCCCUGCUGCUGAUAGACACUGCUGGCUGUGGGCUCUCUGAGCUGGAAGUAGAAGAUGACCAGUCCAAGGGCAAUCCAGGGGAGGUGCAGCUGGCUGGUUUGCACGUCCAAGCCUUAGUGGAAGCUGGUGUGAAAGCAAAAGACAUCGCUGUUGUAGCUCCCUACAACCUCCAGGUGGACAUGCUAAGGGAGCAGCUCUGCCACAGGUACCCAGAGCUAGAAGUUAAAUCAGUGGAUGGUUUCCAGGGAAGAGAGAAAGAGGCAGUGAUCCUGUCCUUGGUGAGGUCCAACAAGAAAGGUGAGGUGGGCUUCCUGGCGGAGGAGCGGAGGAUGAACGUGGCGGUGACCCGCGCCCGGCGCCAUGUGGCGGUGAUCUGCGACAGCCGCACGGUCAGCAGCCAGCCCUUCCUGCGCCGCCUGCUGGCGCACUUCGGCCAGCACGGGCACGUGCGCACCGCCUUCGAGUACCUCGACGACAUCGUGCUCCAGAACUACGCCCCCGAGGGUGGCAGAGGAGCGAAGCUUCCUGCGGCGCCCGGCCCCAAGCCGCAGCCGCCCGCCGGGAGGAAGCUGAAAGCCACAGCUGCCGCCAAGCAGGCGCCUCCGAGGCCACAAGCCACAAACAGACCUGAGAGAGAGAGCCCAGGGACAAACGGUGGUGCCGACAGGUUCAGGGCCAUGCUGAUGGCCUUUCUGGAGAGCAGCGAGGUGCAGCUGGAUUUCCCCCCAUCCCUCAGCUCCCAUGAGCGGCUGCUGGUGCACCAGGUGGCCGAGGAGCUGGGGCUGCAGCACGCCAGCAGCGGGGAGGGCAGGCAGCGCUUCAUCCGCGUCUGCAAGGACCGCCCUGCCGAGCCCACGCCGCCCGCAGCCACCCCCCAGAGCAGGCAGCUGCCCCCUCCUCAGCCACCGCAGCCCAGCGAGGACACCCCGGUCCCUGCUGGGCCAGGAGCGAGCAGCGAGGCCUCGGUGGACCUGAAAACCCUGCACCUGGAGCGGGUUCAGAGGGAGAAAGCCAGACGGGAGGAGGCAGCCAGGAAAGCUCCGGAGCCUCGUGCCAGCCUUCAGGGCAGCAGCAGGAAAAAAGACAAAAGUGAAGCCAAAGGGAAGGCAGCGGCAAGGAGUGGAGCAGGCAGCGCGGCAGAAGAAGACAUCGACGCUCUGAUCUCUGCUGCCGUUCAAGCUGACAGCACUUGCGGCUUCCCCCGCUGCAAAGCCAGUGUCACCGUCUUGGGACAGCUCUGCCCUCACUGCAGCAGGCGCUACUGCCUCAGCCACCACAUCCCCGAGGUUCACGGUUGUGGGGAGAAGGCCAAGGUCCAGGCACGGCAGAGGCUCAGCAGGGAAGGGAUCCUCUACCCUGGGAGUGGCUCCAAAGACAAGUCCCUGGACCCAGCCAGGAGAGCUCAUCUCCAGCAGCGCCUUGACAAGAAGCUCAGUGAGCUGACCAGCCAGAGGAAGAGCAAAAAGAAAGAGAAGGAGAAAUGAAAGAUCCCAAACCUUCCUUUUUUCUAACCUUGAAGUCACAGGUCAGACACCAUAAACCGAAGAUGCUGCUAAAGCUGCAGGGCUGUGCUGAGUGUGGGAGGAGAACAGGAGCUCUCCUUUUUGGGUGGCAGACAGCUUGGAGCCAGUGUGCCCAAGUAAAGCAUCAGUGGGGCUCCCUACGCUGCAGAGCUGAGAGAGAGGAGGCAGAGCAGCUUCAUUUGUCCCUGUCACCCUUACUGCCUCUGUGGUGGAUGGGCACAAGGGCUGCAGCAUGCCAGUAAAACGGGUAUUAAACACCUAAAGCCAUCA
Molecule: messenger RNA, 3278 nt
Organism: Pogoniulus pusillus (Red-fronted tinkerbird)
Lineage: Eukaryota; Metazoa; Chordata; Aves; Piciformes; Lybiidae
Gene: IGHMBP2
Product: immunoglobulin mu DNA binding protein 2
Exons: 15
Coding region: 39-2969 (976 amino acids)
Cellular component (GO): nucleus; cytoplasm
Molecular function (GO): DNA binding; 5'-3' DNA helicase activity; RNA binding
Source: RefSeq, a predicted model, not a curated record